AUGAACACCGGUGCGCGGUACUUUUUGCUGGUCCUAGGGGUGGUGAUAUCUUUGCACUACCUCUUGAGCUUCACGCACGAAGAAUAUGGCCGAAUUACUUCAAUGUCGAACAUCGCGUCCCAUUUCCAGCAAUCCCCUACAUCGUCGGACGAUACAGCGUUUUCGGGGGAUGAAAUAUCCAUCGUUGUGCCUGCUAUGGAUCCCAAUGACACAGACAUCACAGAACUCCUGCAUGCCGACCCGCCCAAGGCAAACGCGACCUUUGUCAUAUUAGCAAGGAAUUCAGAUAUAGAUGGCACGGUCAAAAGCAUUCGAGACAUUGAGGAUCGUUUCAACCACAAAUACCAAUACCCCUACGUCUUCCUGAACGAAGUAGAAUUUAGCGAGGAUUUCAAACGGCGUAUCUCGAACAUCGUUUCAACGACUGCCGAGUUCGGUGUGAUUCCUCACGAUCACUGGUUCCAGCCAGAUUGGAUAGACGAGACGAAAGCGACGGCUGGACGGGAGAAGAUGGUGAAGGAUAAUAUCAUCUACGGCGGCAGCGUCUCCUAUCGCAAUAUGUGUCGCUUCAACUCCGGGUUCUUCUACCGCCACGAGCUCCUCCAAAAGUACAGAUGGUACUGGCGUAUAGAGCCGGAUAUCCACUUUCAUUGCAAUAUCAACUUCGAUCCGUUCCUCUACAUGGAGAAUAACAACAAGACCUAUGGGUUCACCAUCACCAUGUACGAAUUCGAGGCUACAAUCCCUACACUAUGGGGACACGUCAAAGAUUUUAUCAAAUUGCACCCUGAAUACCUCGCCAAAGACAACUCUAUGGACUACAUGUCCGACAACAACGGCGAAACGUACAACCGCUGCCAUUUCUGGAGCAACUUCGAGAUCGCGGACCUCAAUUUCUGGCGCGGAGAGGCGUACCAAGCGUACUUCAACUACCUCGACGCGCAGGGCGGGUUCUACUACGAGCGAUGGGGAGAUGCGCCUGUGCAUAGUAUUGGCGCCGCCCUCUUUACGAGCAAAGACCAGAUUCAUUUCUUCGAUGAGAUAGGAUACGAGCAUAAUCCGUACACGCACUGUCCGCGAAAACAAGAAACGUGGGAGGCAGGCCAGUGCGGGUGCAAUCCAGCCAAAAGCUUCGACUACGAUGGAUACUCGUGUAUGAAGCAAUGGGAGCGGAUCCAGCAUAAGUGA
This is a messenger RNA of Pleurotus ostreatus (oyster mushroom), 1188 nucleotides long. RefSeq names its product alpha 1,2-mannosyltransferase 2.4.1. The record is from RefSeq and is a predicted model, not a curated record. Gene Ontology annotation, cellular component: membrane; Golgi apparatus. NCBI's taxonomy places the organism in Eukaryota, Fungi, Basidiomycota, Agaricomycetes, Agaricales, Pleurotaceae. Gene Ontology annotation, biological process: cell wall mannoprotein biosynthetic process; protein N-linked glycosylation. The transcript is spliced from 9 exons. Bases 1 to 1188 code for a protein of 395 amino acids. Gene Ontology annotation, molecular function: alpha-1,2-mannosyltransferase activity.